AAAUAACUAAAAAAAUACGCACUCUUACGCGGUCUAAUGGUGGUCUCCGGCGGCUUCAUUCAAGAGAUUGGUAAGGCCGUCAAGGCGGUGGCCAAAGGCAAAGGCUCAAAAUGGUGGUACACUCCUCGCAUGGCCGCCGCCUCUCGCGCCGUCGCCGAUCGUCUGCCGCUGGUCGAUCUUGUUGUUGAAGUCAGAGAUGCCAGGAUUCCCUUGUCAUCAGAAUAUGAGCAACUGAGUAAAUUUCCUGCUUCCUUCAAUCGCGUGAUUGUGCUGAAUAAGAUGGACCUUGCUAGCCGGUCCCAAACGAAGGAUUGGAUUAAAUUUUUCCAGGAACAGAAAUGUAUGGCCUUUGCUGUGAAUUCACAUAACAGGGAUAAUAUCAAGGAGUUCCUGACCUUUCUACAAGCCAGAGUUCGAGAGUUGAAGAAAAACGACGAAGCAGCUCAUACUAUAACGUUAAUGCUCGUCGGUAUUCCUAAUGUCGGGAAAUCAGCUUUAGCCAACUCUUUACACCAUGUCGGGAGGAUUUCUGCAGCAGAGAAAGGGAGGUUAAGACACUCUGUUGUGAGUCCAUUGCCUGGAGAGACAAAAGGCAUAAGUAGCUUAAAGAUUGCUAGCCAUCCUAAUAUAUACGUCCUAGACACACCGGGUGUAUUGCCACCCAAUGUGAUUGAUGAUGAAGUCUGCUCUAAGCUUGCUUUAACAGGAGCUAUCAAUGACGAUGUAGCUGGUGAAUUGGAACUCGCUCGAUAUUUCCUUUCCAUCUUUAGCUCGUCCGACGAAUACAAGAAAUGGGAAAAAUUAAAAUCAGGCUUUGGCUCUCGAGGACCAUUAACUAAUGGAAGUAUUUCAAGUCCGGACAAAAGACAGAAGGGCCAAUAUCCAACUGAUCACACCCAGGAUUUUGUCGUAAAUAAUGUACGACAGGUACUUUUUGAUGCGGUUUCAUCUUUUGCUGGUUGUGUAGAAAAUGAAGAAGACCUAGCGCGAUUAAUCGAACACGAAUUCGAGGAUUUGGUGAAAGCAUUUUAUCUUCCUUUAGAAUCUGAUAGAGAAUGUAAUUAUGGUAAAGUAGCUGUAAAGCUGCUUAAUCUGUUCCGUACAGGAAGGCUUGGCCAUUACACUUUAGACACUGUUCCAGGUAUUGCUUAGGGGAUAAUGUUCUCAUCUGAAAUAAUGAAAAUUUAAUAUCGUAUUUCUCCUUGCAUA
This is a messenger RNA of Striga asiatica, 1209 nucleotides long. The record is from the annotation of a GenBank genome assembly. NCBI's taxonomy places the organism in Eukaryota, Viridiplantae, Streptophyta, Magnoliopsida, Lamiales, Orobanchaceae.